GCGUUGCCUGCGUUUGCGAAAACACAGUCAUCUCUUCUUCUUUUUUUCUCCUACUUUGCUUAACCCCUUCUUUUUUUGCUUCAUAUUGUUCAUGCUCUGCUAUCAUUUAUAACUCAGAUGUCGGAGGCACCCGGCAAUACAAAAUCUAUCAAGGCCAUCGACGCCAAGUCAGUGCAUCAGAUCACAUCAGGCCAGGUUGUUAUCGACCUACAAACUGCAGUGAAGGAGCUGGUAGAGAAUAGUCUUGAUGCAGGCGCCACUAGUGUUGAGGUCCGAUUCAAAAAUUACGGAUUGAAUAGUGUCGAAGUUAUCGACAACGGAAGUGGAAUUCCAGAAAGUGAUUUUGAAGAUAUUGGGCGCAAACAUCACACCUCCAAGCUCUCCUCUUUUGAAGACCUAACAUCAAUCACUUCGUUUGGAUUUCGGGGAGAGGCUAUGUCAUCCUUAUGCGCGUUGUGCGAGAGUGUAACAGUUACAACGGCAGUCGCGGGAAAGGCACCAAUGGGGACCGUUUUGGAGUUAGGAAAGGAUGGCGGUGUGAUGAAAAGGGGAAAAGCACCAAGACAGCGUGGAACAACCGUCUUGCUCACGACGCCCUUCGUGUCCCUGCCAGUACGACGAAAAGAACUUGAGCGCAACAUCAAACGCGAAUUUGGCAAGACACUCACGUUACUCAAUGCUUAUGCACUUGGGCCAUGCUGCGGAUUGAAUGCAGGCUCUUCGUACGAAGACGCGUCAGAGAACGACUUUCGUACCCGAGCAGUUCGACUAGUUGUUACCAACCAACCGGACAAAGGGCAGAAGGUGACAUGUAUAUCGCUGCCAUUGCCAUCACCGGCUGGCACCCCGCCCUCUGUCCGAAAUGGUGUUAAUGUGCUUUGGGGAAGUAAGGCUCUGGGUAAUGUAAUUGAUUUCAGUUUUCAGUUUCAGGUCCCGAGAAUAUCUGUCAAGCGAUACAAACGCAAGGUUGAUACCGAUGAUGAGAAGGAAGAGACGUUUGUUGUCCGCGUCAAGGGCCUCAUUUCAUCUCCUGUGCCCAUACCUGGGUCAAACUCGAACUCACGGUUCGCUCGAACCGCUGCAGAUCGACAGUUUUUCUACAUUAAUGGUAGACCGUGUACCCUUCCAAAGGCCCAGAAGGCUCUAAAUGAGACUUAUCGCUCAUACACUGCCUCUAACUCCGCCAUACCGCACUUUCCUCUCGUCAUCAUGGACUUUAAUUUACCAGGCGACGCUGUCGAUGUCAAUGUCACCCCAGAUAAACGUACUAUCGUGGUCCACGCUGAAACUCAUAUCGUUGAUGGUUUAAGAAACGCCCUCGAUGAAUUAUUUUCACCGACGAGGUCUACUUACGGUGUCAACAACACUCAGUGUAGUGAUACUACCAAGGGUCUUCCUCAAAGCAGUUCCACAGUUAACCCCACCCCUCACCGAACCGUUUCAAUGCCUCCCCCGACGAUCGAUUCCGAUCAAGGCGAGUCUGACAAAGACAUUCCUCGUGAAAGAAUUGUCGGGAAACUCGAGCGCAGUAGAACCGCGUGUACUACGCUCCAGGGUCAGGCUGGUAGUUCCAACGCCGCCGCCACCGCUAGGUUGUCAUCUGGCUCAACAUGUGCAGAUCGUCGAACGCCUUCAUCGCCUACACUUAAUUUCCGUACCCGAUGUUCGGCUAGCAGCGACCUACAAAUCGCAUCUACCCCGUCUUCGGGCGAAGGUUUGGGAUUGAGGGACUCGCCUGCCUCUCCGCCAUCUUUGCCACCGCAUGGUGCAGAUGCAGUAAUAAGCAAGAGGCAAGAAGUCAUUUUAGCUGGAGGUAGCACGGAGAAGAAGAAGAAGAAGAAGAAUGCGGGAGAGGUUGUAGUCAGUACUGCUGAUGCUAGUUGGAUGGAGAAGGUCGGAUCUUCAGCCCAGAAGGACGUCUCCUUAGUGGAGGAUCGGUCGGAGCCUCGAGCAGAAUCAGGUGACGAUGAACCGCCUAGGAAGAAACGGAAGUCAAUUGCGAUUAAUGCCGACCCGAGCGACGAGGAUAUCGAGGUUUUGGAUACUUGUUCGGGUGAUGGGCAAUCCUCCGCGAAAGCCCGUAAGAACGAUUCGAUCCGGCAACGACAGCUCAGGCUCACUGACACAUCCCAACCUCGGAAUGCUCGUCAAAGCAUGCGCUCCAGGCUAGCCAGCUUUGCUCGAGCUGGUAGUCUGAUACCUGCCCCACCUCCCGAAGAAGACGAUCAAGAGGGUCGGGAUCAGGAGCAGGAAGAUGAUGAUGGAAAUGGCAUGCGCGUUGGCGACUCAAUCGCUACUGACUCAUCCCUAGGUUCUUCAUCACAGCCUCUCCCACUUUUCUUACCAGAUGAAGAUGGUGACACGCCUAUGGAGGACUCCACCCCAGCUUCUUCCGUGGUCGCCUCGGUCUCUCACCCUCCAACGUCCAGUAGCGUCCUCCCAAACUCUUCGUCAUCAUCUGGUGUCAUCGACCUCACACCUGAUAGCGACGAAGACGAAAUCGACGGCUCACUAUUAUCCUCCAUUAGUCCAGAAACUAUGUCCCAAUCACGCAAAAUGGAACAGCUUGACAGAUCCGAAAUUAUCCGUACAACCUCCUCGCAAUCCUCUGGUGAUAUCCAUCUGCGAUUCAAUCUAUCGGAUAUCACUGGUAGAUGGACGAUACUCCGAGGAAAACUCAUCCAGGCGCAGAGGAAACUAAGCCGGACUAACUCCAAAAACUCCACCGCUUCCGCUGCCGGUGUGGCAGAACCUGCCGCUGAUAGCGAUAAUGCCGCUGAAGCCACGCUGUCUCGGGUCAUUGAGAAGAGUGAUUUCAGUAAAAUGGACGUUUUAGGCCAAUUUAACUUGGGGUUUAUCAUCGUCAGGAAGAGAGGGCAGGGCACGUAUGGAGGUAGUGCAGGAGAAGUUGAUUUGCAGGAUGAUCUAUUCAUCGUUGAUCAACAUGCAGCUGAUGAGAAAUAUAACUUCGAAACCCUGCAGGAAACCUGUAGCAUCAAGAGCCAACAGCUUUUUCGACCUCUUCCGUUAGAUUUAACAGCCACGGACGAGAUCCUUGCAAUUGAGAAUAUGGAUGUUCUCAGGCGCAAUGGAUUUGAAAUUCAUAUUCGGGAUGAUGUUGAUGGAAGUGGUGAUCUACCUGCGGAAGAUUUUGAUAUGGAAGCAAGCCAAACUCGUCUUAGUCUGAGUGCCCUGCCCAUAAGUAAAGGAACUGUCUUUGAUUUGAAGGAUCUGGAGGAAGUUCUUCAUCUUUUGCAUGAGAAUCCCUCGGGUCAAGUGGUCCGUUGCUCAAAGGCUAGAGCUAUGUUUGCUUCCAGAGCUUGCCGUAAAAGCGUAAUGGUUGGAAUGCCACUCACGAAGGCUCAUAUGACCACGGUAAUCCAUCACAUGGGAAAGAUGGAUGAGCCAUGGAAUUGUCCACACGGGCGACCGACCAUGAGACACUUAUACGAUAUGUCAGCUAAGACGCCGAUGAAAUUCAAAGAGGUUGAUUGGGCAUCCUUUACUUGAACUCCCUACAUUACGGCGUACACCUACACGAGCGUUAUUUAGUAAGCUUAGCGAUAAAUCGUUUACGCUCCUUGACAAUGUCCAUUCACGCAGUAAAGCGAGAGCAGUGUCAUCUCGCUUGGGACAACAGGUAAUGCCCCUCUUCCAACGUUUAUUGAGCUAUUGUACGCCAGUAUCCCCCCUGUACUUCGCGUCA
Marasmius oreades (fairy-ring Marasmius) is the source of this 3706-nucleotide messenger RNA. RefSeq lists its product as uncharacterized. The record is from RefSeq and is a predicted model, not a curated record. NCBI's taxonomy places the organism in Eukaryota, Fungi, Basidiomycota, Agaricomycetes, Agaricales, Marasmiaceae. Bases 118 to 3510 code for a protein of 1130 amino acids. Gene Ontology annotation, biological process: mismatch repair. Gene Ontology annotation, molecular function: ATP binding; mismatched DNA binding; ATP hydrolysis activity. Gene Ontology annotation, cellular component: MutLalpha complex. The transcript is spliced from 11 exons.